This is a messenger RNA of Pseudocercospora fijiensis CIRAD86, 1197 nucleotides long. RefSeq lists its product as uncharacterized. Bases 1 to 1197 code for a protein of 398 amino acids. The transcript has a single exon. Lineage: Eukaryota; Fungi; Ascomycota; Dothideomycetes; Mycosphaerellales; Mycosphaerellaceae. The record is from RefSeq and is a predicted model, not a curated record.
AUGUCAAUUUUCGCCGGCGUCAAACUGCCAGCUGAACCUGACUUCGACAUCGAUCCUUGGCUGCAACUCAUCAAAGACAGACUGAUCCCUGCUCUCGCUACACCAGAGCAGCACGGCUCGGAGUACGAACGUAUUCUUGCCGAAGUCAACGACUUUCUCUACGACUGUAAUGAGUAUGAGCCCGAACUGGUUGAAGAGUGCCAGGAAAUCACGGCCUGUCUGUUUCAAAUUCUUGAUUACGGAGAUCACAUACCCGCUAAUUACGUCCAAGAGGCUUCCCGUUUGUUGGAGAAGCAUGAAGUGGAGCACCGUGACAUGGUAGAAAGGCAGCAGGAACAAGAUGAAGAAGAGGAGCAAGAGGAUGAGAGCAAUGAAGACAUCGAGCUGGCUACACCUGUCAUCGAUGAUAAAGGGGAGUGGUGCUAUCCCCCAGCUACUGAUGCUAUCUGGGGAGACUCAGGCCGUCUCCGUGGCCUAGCGUUGAGAAAAAGCAAGAAAGGCAAAUGGGUACCAGUUGUCGAUCAGAACUACAAGAACGAGCAGAGAAACGCCUUCAAGCAAGGUCACGACCACCUUGCUAUCACGCCCGGCGAUGUCUUUUUCUACCAAAUGCAGGCCUUCUUCCACGGCGGGCACGGCGAAACCCAGUCGAAUUUCGCCUUCCACGAGCAGAAAUCCAUGGUCGGCGUCGACGGAGUCUACUCGCUCAUCAUGUCCAACAGUGCGGAUUUCUGGACGUUCAACGAGGACGAGGGUUCUGUCAUCUGGUACAGUCCUGAAUACAAGAAACACAAAGCUAACGGCCAACCACUCGAUGUCUCAGUAACCCGGGCCGUAGCACUUGGCAAGACCCUUGAUAAGAAGGGAGUGAUCCGCAUCUUUCGAGCCUAUGGCUGCAGUGAGCAUUUUCCGGAUUCUGAGAACAGCAAGAAGUACAACGGCUUGCUUCGAUAUGAAGGUCUUUACUGCAUCAGUGAGAAGAGAGAGCAGACUAGGCAGAUCCCGUUGAAUUUAUCAACAAACGGACAAGGGCCUCAAAUUCGACAAGUUGACCACAAGUACUAUCAAUACCGCUUAGAGCGAAUGCCUGAUGCAAUGAACAAGAAUGUCUCCUUCGACCAAGUCAAGCAACACCCAACGCAAGAGGAGUUGAGAGACUUCAGAAAGGCCCGGAAGCGCGAGUUUCUGCAGAAAUAG